Messenger RNA from Debaryomyces hansenii CBS767, 1878 nucleotides. Its product is annotated as syntaxin-binding protein. NCBI's taxonomy places the organism in Eukaryota, Fungi, Ascomycota, Pichiomycetes, Serinales, Debaryomycetaceae. Gene Ontology annotation, molecular function: syntaxin binding. The transcript has a single exon. Bases 1 to 1878 code for a protein of 625 amino acids. Gene Ontology annotation, biological process: endoplasmic reticulum to Golgi vesicle-mediated transport; intracellular protein transport. Gene Ontology annotation, cellular component: cytosol; Golgi membrane. The record is from RefSeq and is a predicted model, not a curated record.
AUGUUCCACUUGAAUAAAGAUGGAUCUCCAGAUUUGACAUUGGCAUCAAAAAGUGAAGAAAUGAUCUGGAAAGUAUUGGUGUUGGAUUCUAAGUCACAGGCAAUUAUUUCUUCUGUAUUGAGAGUGAAUGAUUUAUUAAGAUGUGGAAUUACUGUUCAUUCCUUGAUUAAUUCUAAGAGAUCACCGUUACCUGACGUUUCAGUUAUAUAUUUUGUUGAGCCAACCAUAGAGAACAUAUUAGUGAUCAUAGAUGACUUAUCAGCCGACAAAUAUGAUAAUUUCUAUAUCAAUUUCACAUCAAGUAUAAAUCGAGAGUUAUUGGAAGAGUUUGCCAAAAAGGUAUCGAUUUCAGGCAAAUCUUACAAGAUUAAACAGGUAUUUGAUCAAUAUUUGGACUUCAUAGUAACAGAGCCAAAUUUAUUCUCAUUGGAUUUGCCUGAAGUUUUCACAAAGUUUAACAAUCCAAGUACAAACGAAGAUGACAUUCACAAAUUGGCAGAGAAUAUUGCGAAUGGCUUAUUAGCAUCUAUAAUCACCUUGGAUAGCAUCCCAAUCAUAAGAUGUCAAAGAAAUGGUCCGGCAGAGUUAGUAGCAACUCAAUUGGAUUCAAAAUUAAGAGAUUAUUUAAGUAAUUCAAGAAAUUUGAUGAGUCAAUCAAUUCAACAAAGGCCCGUAUUGAUUAUAUUAGACCGUAACAUUGAUUUAUCGUCCAUGUUUUCACAUUCAUGGAUUUACCAAUGUAUGGUGAGUGAUGUCUUUCACUUGAAAAGAAAUACAAUAAAAUUGACAAAGUUCAACGAUGAUUCUACUUCAGUUACAAAAAACUACGAUAUUGAUCCAAAGGAUUUCUUCUGGGGUAAAAAUUCUCAAUUACCAUUCCCAGAUGUAGUUGAGAAUGCUGAUGUUGAAUUAAAUUUAUAUAAGAAGGAUGCACAAGAAUUAACGAACAGAACUGGUAUAACUUCAUUAAGUGACAUCAACAAUCAAGCUGGCUCUGAUACUGCUCACAUCCAACAAGCAGUGGAUGCAUUACCAGAAUUAACCGCCAGAAAGGCUACUUUGGACAUGCAUAUGGAUGUUUUAGCUACGUUGUUGAAGGAAUUGGAGGCAAAAAGCUUAGACAAAUUUUUCGAAAUCGAACAAAACUACAAUAAUCCGAAGAUUCAAAGCCAAUUCUUAGACAUAUUGAAAGAUAAAUCAAAGAGAGAUAACUCGACCGAUAAAUUGAGAUCAUUCUUAAUAUUAAUUUUGUUGCUAGAUUUACCAGCAAGCUUUAUUAAUGAAUGCAAAGAAAUUUUACAUAAUGAAUAUCCUGAACUUAAUUUGGAUUCGUUCAAGUACAUCCAAAAAUUUAAACAGGUGAUGAAGUUAUCUAAUAUAUCUGCCUUGAAUGAUCAAUCUUCGGGUAAUUCUAGUUUCGAUGCGAAUGCAUCUAAGAACAAUACUGCGUUAUUCAAUGGUUUAUCAUCCAAAUUAUAUGGAUUAACCGAAGGAAGAAUUACUGAAGGUUUAAGUUCCUUGGCAACAGGAUUAAAGAAGCUUUUACCUGAUAAGCAACAAUUGCCAAUUACAAACGCAGUUGAAGCUAUUAUGGAUCCAACCAAUGCUUCAAAUAACUCUAUUCAACUUACUGAUGAUUAUUUGUAUUUGGACUCAAAGUUACGAGGUGGACAUUCUAAACCACCUAAAAGACAAUCAUACCUUGAAGCUCAGGUUUUUGUUGUUGGAGGUGGUAAUUAUUUAGAAUAUCAGAAUCUUCAAGAAUGGUCAAACUCACCUAAUAAACCUACCAAGAAAGUUACUUACGGUAGCACAGAUAUAAUAACCGCAAAUGAAUUUUUAAAAGAGUGCUCAAACUUAGGUAGACUUGAAAAUUAA